AAAGUAGAGAAAGAUUUGUUGCGAGCGAGCUAGCUAUAGGAAAAAAAAAACUUGUGCGCGCCGGUGGUGGGGCCGCCCGAAAGAAAAGAGGGGAAAGUAAAGGGAGAAAUUAAGAGUUAAGUAGUAUUAUGUGCGAUCCCGUGAGCAAAGUUGAUGUCGAUAAUUUGCACAUAAUCGAACGUUCUCGGGGGUGGCAAUACUGGCAGCGAACAAAUCGUUUUCAGGAGUUCAGGAGACUUGCUCGAAUACACACAACGUACACUCCGGGUCGGCUGUGAAGGCUUGCAUUCGUUCACUUUUACUUUCAUUUGUGGCGCAACCGGUGUUGAAAACCCGUGCCCCAAAAAUAUAGUACACUCGACGCGAAGGCAGGACAGAGAGAAGACGCGAUCGAACGCGGUGCACACUCUUCGGUGACGGUUCUUAGAGUGGUAGUGUGGUGGAGCUAUGGCUCGGUGUUACGGUGGUGUCUUCUCUUCCGGUGCUCGCGACUACCCCGAGGAUAUACAAGUCGCGGGUGCCCUUUAGGACUAAUCACUUCUCCGGGUUGCCCUUUUCAAAAUUAAAGAAAUUCGCCAUGUACUCGGAGGAACAAGAUUCGCACGGCUUAUUAACCUUGCAUUAUGGGAAACACCAUGCCACUAUAGUCGAUGAAAUCAAAACCUGCUUCGCUUCUGAGAAUUACGCCGACAUGACGUUCAUUUGUGAUGACAAGACGACCCUGAGUGCACAUAAGUUGAUAAUGGCGUCUGCAAGCCCUUUAGUACGCCGCAUCCUCGGAGAGAGCGCUCAUGCUCACGGGACCAGCGUCGUGCUCAUCCCUGGAAUCAAAAGCUGCCACCUACGCCAUCUCUUGGAUUUCCUCUACAAUGGUCAAGCGUGUAUCAAGUCAAGUGAGUUGGACAGUAUCCAGGAACUAUUCGAAUUGCUUCAAAUCAAGUCGGAUAUGUGGCAGUCUUCCAAUUCGGAAGAGGCCAAAAUACAGUCUGAGGAUGAAAGCAGCUGGGCAGCAACGGAGAACGAGAACUCCCAACCAGUAUUAGUGAAACGAGAAACGGACGAUGAUGAAAAAGAAGAAGGGGAAAUCAAGGAUGACGAUGAUGACACAACAGAACCGAUCAUUUCCGAAGAACAAAACUCAGGAUCUCCUAACCCGGUUAAUUUAUCUUUAAAUACCAAGAAUGCUGAUGGCGAAAAUAAGGAUAAUGAUUACGAAAACACCACGGAGAAAUCGGAACAGAAGAAUUCUGAUUUGCUGAAAAUUGGUCAGUCAACUGUCAAAAUUGCUCCGAAAGUUCAUGAGCUGUCUCAGUUCCACCAUCACAGAAUGAAACGUAAAAGCGUGUAUAUCGAACCUAUAGAUCUGAAACAUCAAGACGACUUCUCCCAGUUGAAACCUCCUAUUGCUGAUCAAAAACUGAUCUCCCUUGUACAGAGUCCAGACAAUUACGUUGUUACGCCUCACAGAAAGAGGAGACCUGGUUUCCACAACUCGCCAGCACAGAACCCACCGUUUGUCCCGUUCUCUCCGUCCUACAUCGAAGAUGCAGCUCAUCAUCACCAUAGGUAUAAGAGCCUUCCUCCUCUGUUAGCUGCACACCACCCCCUUUCAUUGUCCGCACCGCCGUACCUGGUGGAUAGGACCCACACUCCGACUCCAGGCCAACAUCCAGACACUUCGGGUCCACCCGACAACGUUGUGGUGAAAUACAGACCUCCUAGUGCUGAUCAAGGACUGGCUUCGGAUUCGUACCAGGCUUUUGAACACACAUGGGGUGCUUGGUCCCUCUGUCAAACACAAGUGAACCCUCCUGGAACCGAGGAAUCCCGUGAUCCACCACCGUCGUUUUCAGUGAGCGACGAAACCGCUGAAAGUUCCUCCCAUGCGACGGCAAGCAGCAAGCAGGCGCUACCAGCAGUACAAGUUCGUGAGUAUCGUUGUGAGUAUUGCGGUAAACAAUUUGGAAUGUCGUGGAACCUGAAAACACAUCUCCGUGUACACACUGGUGAAAAACCUUUCGCGUGUAGGUUGUGUGUGGCUAUGUUCAAACAGAAAGCCCAUUUGCUGAAACACUUGUGCUCCGUGCAUAGAAACGUUAUAUCCUCAAGCGACGGCAAUUCAGGAAGGUUCAACUGUUGUUUCUGUCCGCUCUCAUUUGAAUCUCUUCCAGAACUGAUAAGACAUUUAUCUGGGCCUCACAACAAUUUGCUAUUGAGUAAAAACAUGCAUGAGCUCAAGUAGCUCAAAUUACAUUCCAUUUCCCACUGAUGAGGUCGUACAGAAUAUUUUGGAACGACCGCAUCUUGUGAUAUGCUGAACCUAUCAGUGCCUUUUCAUGUAUCUCGUGUGGACGUAGAUGUAGUCGGUAGCCCUCGGGAUAAGAUGAGUAGAAUUGCCCCAGGGUCAGGCACGAGAGUUAUACGGGACCAAAUGUGCCUUCCACUAUGAUCGACGCCCUCCUUUAAAAUUGUGUUAUAGUUGUAUUGUCUAGACAUAAUCUCAGCCGAUGUGUUCAAUUUGACUAUACGUACCUAACUACGCGUGGUGUGUAUGACAAGUGGUAUUUUUCAUGUGAUUAUACGGCUGGUCCGAUUUUAAUUGCAGCUGUCUAUAUAAAUUAUUUAUCGAUCAUGUUAUACACACCACAAGUGGGUUAAUUUUCAUACAUUAACCGAAGAUGCUCGAUCGAUCUCUCUGGGUGGAUGUGAUGCGCUUGAUUAGGGAACAAAAUUAUGCACUCACUUGAGAAUAAAUGAAAGCAAUGAACGAGUAUCGCGAUGAAAUCAAUUCGAGAUUCUUGGAGCAUUUUGGGUUUUUGUAUGUUAACACUUGUAUAUUACUUGCUUAUAAAGUUUUUACUAUAAAACUGGAACAUACGAUCGUAUAUUUUUUCAAUAUACACACCAAAGAAGUAAAAAUUAAGUUGAAAUGCAAUCUUGUAACUUAUUCAUCUCUCUUUUAAUUUGCUCUCAUUUCCUUCCUAAUCACCAGAAUUUUUCAACAGAUAAGGCCAUGUUAGCUAGUUUUUUUUGUAAUUUAAUUAUUACUUCGAUAUUAUUUUGGCCAUUCAGAUUUUAGGUCAGAUUGAUCUACACUAUUCUUUAAAAUUGACUUGGUAAAAAUCUUUCGAACGAUUGUUUUUUAAAACGUGGUACAAAUGUGGUAACUUAGUAUUCUUGUUAGAUUUGUUAAAUGUAAAUAUCUAGUUUGUAAAUAGUGUAUGUAAGAAAAUAAAAUAUUUUUUCUUGUA
Molecule: messenger RNA, 3251 nt
Organism: Leptinotarsa decemlineata (Colorado potato beetle)
Lineage: Eukaryota; Metazoa; Arthropoda; Insecta; Coleoptera; Chrysomelidae
Gene: ken
Product: zinc finger and BTB domain-containing ken and barbie protein
Source: RefSeq, a predicted model, not a curated record